Molecule: messenger RNA, 1898 nt
Organism: Harmonia axyridis
Lineage: Eukaryota; Metazoa; Arthropoda; Insecta; Coleoptera; Coccinellidae
Product: myelin expression factor 2-like
Exons: 5
Coding region: 164-1759 (531 amino acids)
Cellular component (GO): nucleus; cytoplasm
Molecular function (GO): mRNA binding
Source: RefSeq, a predicted model, not a curated record
AUAUAUAAAACUUUACGAUUUUGAUCAUUUGGAGUAUAUUCUAUGGUAUUGAAAAAGUAGCGUCGCUUCAUUUACAGUUGAAAAACUGAUGACGCCAUAUUGUGAGAAUAACAGUAUAUGUGAAUUUCCUAAUUUUAAUUAACAUUUUGAUUAACAUUUUAUCAUGACUAACGACUCAUCAGACGAGAGAGAUCGUUCUCGUGAAAGACCUCGCCGAAAUGAUAGAGAAAGGGGUAACCGCAAUUCAGACAAUACUCGAGAUCGUAGCAUUGAUAGAGGCAGAGAUCGAGGCACCAAAUCAUCAGGAUGUAGGGUGUAUGUAUCUAAUAUUCCUUAUGAGUUUCGUUGGCAGGAUCUCAAAGAUUUGUUCAGAAUUGAAGUUGGCGAUGUCCAAUUUGUCGAAUUAUUCGUUGACGAUAAAGAUAAACCGAGAGGUUGUGGAAUUGUUGAGUUUGCUGAGAGUAGUUCUGUUAAGAAAUGUCUUGAAGUGAUGCAACGAUUCGAAGUAAAGGGUCGUAAAUUGGUCAUCAAAGAUGAUAAUGGUAACGUCAGAGACAAACAAGGAAAUAUUACCAAACGUGGAGUUGUCACUAAUAGAGAUGAAGGGAGGUUCCACAGAGACAGCGGUUUCAAUUCUCAUAACGCUUCCUUUGUUGGUCGAUCUGUUCCUAGUGACAACACAUAUGGGCUAAGUCCAACUUUUUUAGAAUCCCUAAGAAUUGAUCUUCCCCUUUCUAAUAGGGUUUUUGUGGCUAAUUUGGAAUACAACGUCGACAAGAAGAAGCUGAAAGAAAUAUUUAGACUAGCAGGAAGGAUUCAAAGAGUUGAAUUGCACACGGACAAAGAUGGCAGGAGCAGAGGCUUUGCCGUUGUGGAAUACGAACAUCCAGUGGAAGCUGUCCAAGCUAUAUCUAUGUUCAACGGUCAGACUCUGUAUGAAAGACAGAUUGCAGUUCGAAUGGAUAGAGUGUACGAUUCUAACAAAUUACCCGAAGGACUGAAGAGUAUCGGAAUGGGGCUUGGAAGUAACGGGGAACCUCUCAGAGACGUGGCUAGAAACUUGCCCAGUGCAAAUUCCCAGUCCGGUUUGGGAUCCGGGAUCCUUGGAACGGUACCCAAUUCUGCUCUGCAGGUAGCAAAUGCUUUAACCGGUUUGAACAAUAUCAAUCCAGCUGCAUUAUCAAACUUGGGAAGCAGUGGUAUGCUACAGGCGGCGAACUUGGCAGGGGGUCUGACUGGAAACCUUUUAAGUGGGGCUCUGGGUGGAAGUGACCUCUCUUUGGCUAAUAGCCUGAUGUCGAACCCUCUGGUCCAAUCUUCCAACCAGCUAGCAGCUUUGAACAACCUGAAUAGUUCCUCCGCUCCAUUUGGGCGUUCCGAAUCUGGAUUUGGUAACGGAAGAGAUAAUAACAGAUCAUUUUCGUCACAGUAUGAUUCAGGUAAUCAGAAGGCACCUUUUGGAGGAUACAAUGACAGGGAAAGUAACUCGUAUAAUAAUACGAGAGGAGGAAAUAACUCUAACAAGAACAACAGUGGAUUCUCGAGGAAAAUCUCUGUUUCAAAUUUGCCAGCUUCAGCCAGUUUCAAGAUGCUCCUUGAAAAGUUUUCAGAGUUUGGCGAAGUGCAACAUUUUGAGGAAAAAGCUCCCGGAACUAUGCUUGUCAUGUAUGCUAACGAAUGGCAAGCCGAAAGAGCUAUAAAAAAUUUGGAUAGGGCACGUAUUGAUGGUAGGACUAUUGAAGCCCGAUUCUUCAUUUGAAUUAGUUAUUGUGGAGACUUGAAUAUAUAAAAGUUCAUUUCUUUUAGAAUGUAUAUUUUAAUUUUUAAUUCAAUGAACUGAAAACGUAAUGUCUGUGUGCGUAUGCCUCUGAAUCUGUUGAAUAAAAUUUUCCAACAAA